UUGUGCUCUUUUGUCACUCUCGUUGGUUAGUUUCAACGCAUUUGCCUGGAAUUCGAAAUGCAAAGUUAUUUACAGACAUAUUAUUCGGCACUCUGCGAUUGAAUCUAAGUGAAUAAAUGGUCACUCAGGUUGCCGGUUACCAUUUUCCGUUCACCGAACACAUAACAAGCUCUGCCACCAUCAAUCUUCGAACAAUGGACUUGGGGUCGGCGGCGAGUUGCUAGCCUUAUACAGACAACAGAGGGGGUUGUUUGUUCUGGUGGGCUUUCAUAAAUGCCACAGCGGUGGUGUCGCCUCUCCGUUUUCUUCAUCCUAUCCUCGGAAUAAUAGGCUUGAAUAUUUGCCUCCACUGCCUCUAUUGAUAACUCAGUCAACUUGCGAGCGAAGCUACUCCGUAACUGAGUGAUGGAGCAGGAGAUCAGUCCACCUGGCGUAGAGUGUUUGAUCGAUCGUCUUUGCGACCACGUUCUUCUGGAUAUUUUCGAAUUCCUCACCACGCUCACGUUCUACGAUGCUACCUCGUUAAUGACAAUAACCUGGGUCAACCGUCGAUGGCGCUACCUCGUCAUAACUUCACCUUUGUUUUGGACACAGAUAGACGUCGACGAACAUUCAUUUAGCUCAUCUCGCUACGCCAGAUCUCGCGCUAUAGCCUUCCCAAUCGUAACCUUAUAUCUCGAGCGCUCACAGUCCUGCCCUAUUGACAUCAUGAUUAACUUUGAUGUGACGGGGGACAUUACUGCUCCUCCAGAAGGCGAUGAACAUCUUCCUUUCACGUUUGAUCACGUCGAUCUGUUGGGCUUGACACUCGCCGAGAACGCACAGCGAAUUAGGACAUUACAGAUGGUAUGUCCGAGCUGGAUGGUCCAGCAGUACCUUUUGCAGCAUUUUAGGAGCGUGCCAAUGCCGAUGCUCCAGGGUUUCAACCUGGAAUACCGCUUCCAUAUUUUGCAGUCGAUUGUACAGAGUUAUCAUCGCAAGACUGCUCUGUUCCCUUGCGAUACCCUGUCCUUAUUUUCCCUGGGUAGCACAGACCCUUCGGAUGACAAAGGUGCCUUGCGAUGUUCCGGUUCUUCACUGUAUCCCAACAUCCGCGAUGUCGAACUCCAUGGCGCUCAUUAUAAGUGGGGACGAUUCUGUGCGACCAACCUCUCUUCCUUGUCAAUCGGCUAUAUCCCUUGGGACCAUAGACCGACUCAUAGAGAGCUACGGGAUAUUCUCUCAGGGAGCCCAACGUUGUGCUCCCUAUCAUUUUCCGGUGCUUUGCCUUCCACCGGAGCACGGGUGGAUCUGAACCUCCCUCAGCUGAGCUCACUUGACCUUGGUUUCAGUGACCCAGUAGAGGUGUCCAUUUUUGUCGUCGGCUUGGAUGUUCCUUCGUUGAAGAAACUGGAGUUGCAUUACACCACCCCGACUCUUCCGAGGGAGGCAUUUCCUGCCGACAGUGAGGCUGUCUUGUACGCGAGGACGGCAGAUGCAUUUAAUCACUUGAUAGAUUAUUUACCCCUGCAACAGCUCCUCGGCCUCUCCGUCCGAAAUGUCAGAUUUUCUCGGGAGGAGUCUAUUGUUGUGACUACUUCACAGGUUGACAGGGGGUUAGUUAAAGACCACGAACUCCCCGCCGUGUUACGCUUCGUCCAAAGGCUCAAAAUUCUUUCCUCCCUCCAUCUCGUCAACCCAGACCCAGGCCUCCUCUUAUCGCUAGUUUUCCCUCAAUUAUCCUCGUGUCCCAAAAGCGCAGAGGACACUGGGUACAACCCUCUCGUCGCCCCUCGACUCAAGCGACUGUCCAUAACAACAAAAGAGGAGAAAGGUCAUCAGAGCAUCAUUCGCUGCCUGCAGCGCUGUCGCGACCUGUAUACCGAGUCGGAGUCGGGGUCUGAUAGAUAUAUUGGACGACUGUUGGAAUCCCAGACGUUGAUUUUUCCAAUCAUGGCGGAGAAGGAUGUGCUGGCUGUAGAACGGACGUCGUUUGCCUUGGCACCAGAAGACCGUUGCAAUAUAGAAUAUAAGGAAUUCGCACACAGGAAACUGACGGCAUUGAUAGAGCUAUCAGUACAGCAAUGAAGGGAUGUAUACAUAUCAUACUGUAAUUUGAGAUACAAAUUAAACCUAUCUGAAGCUAAUGGAAAAAGUGGAAAAGAUCUGGAUGCUGGUUUAGAUAAAAUUUUAGGUUCUUCCGCUGCCCGUGUCUGUGGAGGGGACAUCUUACUCGAG
Desarmillaria tabescens is the source of this 2217-nucleotide messenger RNA. RefSeq lists its product as uncharacterized. Gene Ontology annotation, molecular function: protein binding. The coding region runs from base 406 to 2067 and encodes 553 amino acids. NCBI's taxonomy places the organism in Eukaryota, Fungi, Basidiomycota, Agaricomycetes, Agaricales, Physalacriaceae. The record is from RefSeq and is a predicted model, not a curated record. The transcript is spliced from 2 exons.